Carassius auratus (goldfish) is the source of this 2905-nucleotide messenger RNA. RefSeq names its product GTPase IMAP family member 4-like. Gene Ontology annotation, molecular function: GTP binding. The record is from RefSeq and is a predicted model, not a curated record. Lineage: Eukaryota; Metazoa; Chordata; Actinopteri; Cypriniformes; Cyprinidae. The transcript has 2 exons. The coding region runs from base 675 to 1973 and encodes 432 amino acids.
AACCCAAAAAUAAUUAUAAAUGUAAAUUUUCCCUGCUGUUUUGAAUUAAACACUUUUUCUCAUACUUUUUUUAAAAAAAAAUUCAACUUAAUCAAUGAAGAUAUUACUUCAUAAGUAAUGCUUGUUUGUUUUUAUGUGACUUUAGUUUUUAGUUGUUUUUAUUGCAGUCAUAAAAAUACAGUGAGCUGUAAACGACAAAGAAAUAAACGCAUGUAUAUCUGUGAUGUCAGUUUAUUUCUGAAACAGUCUCUCUGUGUCCUUCUAGUGGAUGCAUCUAGUGAGUCAAAGGAAAAAACACCUAAUAAAGUGUAUUAAUAAUUCCGUGUGUGCAUAUCUUACAUGAAGCAUGUCUGUAAAUAAAUAUAAAUGCAUUUAUUUUUCACUGUUAUUAAGCAAUUGUAAAUCUGAUUCUGUUGCAUCACCGUUUGAGCUCGUGCCCAGUUUCGUUUCUGCAGAAGUCCUGCCUCUCACAGAACUACAGUCCAACAUCAUUACAAACGUGUCACACACUCACAGCAAGGCGUUUAAUACUGAACUGAGAAACCAAACUACACGACAUGAUCAACCAAGGAGCAGGUCACCGGAAUUAGUGGUCCAACAGAAGCUCAAACGGGGGAAACAGAGACACCCAAAAUGUUUGUUCUCCCUCUCAAACUCAGAUUCCUCCAAACAAGAUGAUACGAGGUUCACCUGGCAGUGAUCCGCUCACAGUAAAUCCAGCUCUGAAUGAACUGAGACUGGUUCUGCUGGGAAAAACCGGUGCGGGGAAAAGUGCAACGGGAAACAGCAUCCUGGGAAACAGAUGCUUUAAUGAUGAACUGAGCAUGGGUUCAGUCACGAAAGAGUGCAAGAGAGCGAGUGGAACGGUGGAAGGACGAAAUCUCGUUCUUGUGGACACACCUGGGUUUUUUGACACGGACUUAACAGAAGAACAAUUAAAACAAGAAGCAAUUCAUUGCCUGGCCAUGAGUUCUCCUGGUCCCCAUGCAUUUCUGCUGGUUAUUCCAAUAGAGCGAUAUACAGAGGAGCAGCAGCGCACCGUAGACAUGAUUCUGGAGAUGUUUCGUGAGGACAUCAGCAAUUACAGCAUCCUGAUAUUCUCACACGCCGACAGACUCAGAGGAGAAUCCAUCGAAAGCUUCGUUUUGAAACAAAAUCGAAAAGUUCAAGACCUCGUGAAGAGAUUUGGGAGGCGUUUCGUGGCCUUUGACAACACAAACCUUACAAACCCAAAACAAGUGAGUCGACUCCUGCAGAAAGUAGAUGAGCUGUUGGUCAUGAAUGAGAAUCGUCCCUUCACUAAUGAAGUUACAGAAGUAAUGCAAAAAGCCCAGAAGAUAAUAGAAGAUAGAAUACAAGCAGAAAAGGCUGAAAGAACGAAGAAAGUAAAGCAGGAGGUCAGAAAACUGGCUGAUGCUCGUUGGCGUGAGUUUUUAUCUUACAUUACAGAAGAGAGGCAAGAAACGGAACGAAGAAGGAAACGCAUUCAAUGCAGGAUUGAUCAGAUGGAGGCAGAUAUAAAGAAGGAACAACAGAAUGUGCAACCGAUUCCAGAAAGACUGAGACGGUUCAUAGAGUCUCUGCAGACGGAGAUGGAGAACAUGGGACGACUGGAGGAAAGAUGGAUGGAGGAGGAGAGAGAGAGAAAGGAAAGAGAAGAGCUGGAACAGAACGACCUGGAGAUCUGGAUCCAAGAAGAGGAGCAGAGGAGAAUGAGUGAAGGAGGACAUAAUAAUCUUCUUACUCCAGAUUAUAAUAAAAUGCUGUUUAUGCUGACCAUGUUUAUGUUGGGGAUUGGGGCUUCAUUUGCACCCGCUCUCUUACUGUUCCUGUUCCCUGCAGCUCCAGUGGUGGAAACUGGAUUUGCAGCAGGGUUAUUAACCAACUUGUUGGCUGCAGAAGGAUGGAGUUUCGUUUGGGUGGUUACUGGAGUCGCCAAAGCUGUGGUUCUGACCCGCUGCUCCAUCCAGUGAAAUCAAGAUAUAGGCCAACCGCGAAUAAGUGAAGAGCGAACAACAUUAAGCUUUAAAAACAAGACACAAAAAAAGUAUCACAUAAUGGCCCCAUGAAGCGACGGUAUAUUCUGAAGUGUUAUAUAUACAUAUACAUUCUGUUCCAUUAGCCACAGAAGAUAUCAUUCUUUUUUGUUUUGUUUUUUAAAUUCCGAUUGAAAUUAGGAUCAAAUCCGUGUCUUUUAUAAAUGAGACCCCAGUUUAUUUAGUUAUUUAGUUUUUUAUUAUUAAUGUCCUCCUUGAGAAUGCCAAAGAAGGAUUCUUUAAAAAGCAUCCAUGAAAAACAAAAAACAGAUCUGAGAUCAUUCACAACAUUACUAAUGUUUAAUAUGAAGGACAUUUUUUUGAAAAAGAAUAAAAAUAAAUAAUUGGGAAAAAAAACAUUAAAGAACAUGCCCAUUAAGUCAUUAAAAGGUUUCAAACAUUUGGUUAUGUUAAAAGUUAAUGGAACAAUUAAUUGUAUCAUUUCGCAAACAAGAAUGUUACGUUUAUAUGUUCUCUGAACAUUCUAACGGGAAACAUUUACAAAUUGUUACAUGUGACCUGUGCAUGUCUGAUUUUCUGAUAUAAUUAUUUUUCACUAUUGUCUGUUUCAGUCAUUUCUAGUUUAUUAUAUAACUAUCUAUUCCUUGAUUUUUGUAAUGUACACUUCUCCUUUAUGUUUAGACAAUUGCAUUCACUACAGUAUUGAAUUAUAAGAGAUGCAGAUCAAAACGUGUUUAGAGUCUUUGGACUUUGGACUUUGAGUUUUCUGAUCUGUGUAAUCAAACAUUUCUUAUUGUGUUUAUGCAUUUGUUAUUAAUUUGUUUGAUAUAACUGAGUUACUUUAAUUGUGUUAAUAUUUAUUUUGCUUAUUUUAAGUUUAGCAAUUUUAUCCACCUGUAUUCAUCUAA